Molecule: messenger RNA, 1674 nt
Organism: Baudoinia panamericana UAMH 10762
Lineage: Eukaryota; Fungi; Ascomycota; Dothideomycetes; Mycosphaerellales; Teratosphaeriaceae
Exons: 1
Coding region: 125-1570 (481 amino acids)
Molecular function (GO): oxidoreductase activity, acting on paired donors, with incorporation or reduction of molecular oxygen; monooxygenase activity; heme binding
Source: RefSeq, a predicted model, not a curated record
CGUCUAAGUAGAUGUUUGCCGGGACGAGGUCUUCGCUCAGCGACCAGGCUUCCCACUCCCAAAGUUCCAUUCGAGCAUGAGUCACUGACACUUAACAGGUUCAACGGCCCGCAUCGCACCACGUAUGCUCGUUACAUCAGAUCCAGAGCUCUUCCGGCGCAUGAGUGCGGUGCGAUCGAGCUUCACUAGAGGACCAUGGUACAAAGCCCUAAAGCUUCAUCCAGAGCGCGACAACAUUACCUCCUACGUGGACGAAAAUAAGCAUGCCGCCAUCCGCACCCGGAUGGCACCAGGCUACUCCGGCAAGGAGAACUACCACAUGGAGCAGGAUAUCGAUGAACAAUUGCUCAAGUAUCUGGAACUAAUUAGCUCGAGAUAUGUGGCCAAACCGGACCAAGGCGUCUUCAGAACGGUGGACCUCUCACGCAUUACCUCCUUCUUUACGCUGGAUGUCAUCUCAAAGGUCGCUUUUGGCCAGACAUUCGGCUUCUUGGACCAAGACGAUGACCCAUUCGGCUACCUUGCAAACCUCGCUCAGAUGCUACCGGCCAUCAUCGUCUUCGGCGUUUACACCGAGCUCACUAACCUUCUGAAGAUACCUGCUAUUAAGGCAGCACUGCCCAAGUCGACAGAUAAGCGUGGAUUAGGCCGCGUCAUGGGCUUUGCCAGAGACCGAGUGCAAGAGCGCUUCGGCGACAAAGCCAUUGUUCGUCAUGACAUGCUUGGUGCGUUCGUCAACCGCGGACUCACACAAGACGAGCUGGAAAGCGAGACACUGACCCAGAUUACUGCUGGCUCGGACAGCACUGCAUCUGCACUUCGUAUUACACUGCAUUUCAUCUGCACUUCGGCGCCGGUUCUCACGCGUUUGCUAGCUGAAGCUGAAGCAGCAAUCGAGGCCGGCCAGGUCAGCAGACCACUUAUAAAGGAUGCCGAAGCUCGUCAGCUACCCUACUUGCAGGCUUGUUUGAAGGAAGGCUUACGUAUCUAUCCGCCUGUAACAGGUUUGAUGGCGAAGAUGGUACCGGCGGGUGGCGUCAAACUCGAAGUCGACGGCGUGGAAAAGUUUGCUCCUGGUGGCACACAGGUCGGUUGGAACAGCUGGGGCAUGAUGCACGAUCCCAAAAUAUGGGGUGAAGAUGCAGAGAUCUUCCGACCUGAGCGAUGGCUGCCGAAGAGCGACAGCAAAGCGGAGCUUGAUCGUAUCGCACGUAUGAACGACACGGUAACACUGUGUUUCGGCUAUGGCAGAUUUGGUUGCCUUGGACGCGGUGUUGCGACCAUGGAAUUGAACAAGGCCGUGAUAGAGGUGCCACGUAUCGUCCCGUUGCAUGAGUUGAUACUGACUUGUAGUCGCCAGACAUUGCUUCGCUUCAAUCUACAGCCAUGCAGUCUUGCGAAGCCGUUCGAUGAGAUGGUCGUGGGCUUCUAUAUCCAUACGAAUAUGUACUUUGUUGCCACAGAGCGCAAGAAGAACGACACCGCUGCCUUUGCCCGCCUACGUGAGACUGGGGUGGAGGCAGGGGCGUUAGCUGGAGCCUAUGACAUUGAUGGAAGCGCCGCGAGUUAAUCAUUGCGUUAACAAUAGCGAAAUCAAAAUGGAAGUCAUCCAUCAGUAGAACAAGCCAGAUGGAUGUGCUUCAGCAUUGGUAGCUAAUAAUGACAACGAUGAAG